Molecule: messenger RNA, 741 nt
Organism: Spodoptera exigua (beet armyworm)
Lineage: Eukaryota; Metazoa; Arthropoda; Insecta; Lepidoptera; Noctuidae
Source: the annotation of a GenBank genome assembly
CUGCACUAGUUGCAACGCAGCACGAAACGAAGCAGGUUAAAAAAGUGUCUGUCAAACGAACCUGUCUAGAGCAAAUUUGUGUGAUUUUUGUAGUGUUGCUGUAUGUUUGUAGUAAAAAUUAUAUAAAUUAUGCCGAAGAAUAAAGGAAAAGGAGGUAAAAACAGGAGGAGAGGAAAGAAUGAAAAUGAAACAGAAAAACGUGAGCUGGUCUUCAAGGAAGACGGACAGGAGUACGCCCAAGUCACAAAGAUGCUCGGUAAUGGCCGCCUGGAGGCCAUGUGCUUUGAUGGCAUAAAACGUCUUUGUCAUAUCCGAGGGAAAUUACGAAAAAAAGUUUGGAUAAACCAAGGUGACAUUAUACUAAUAGGUUUGCGAGAUUACCAAGAUGCGAAGGCUGAUGUUAUCUUGAAGUAUACUCCAGAUGAAGCUAGGAAUCUGAAGACGUAUGGAGAAUUCCCAGAGACAGUUCGAAUCAAUGAGACAGUGGUCUAUUCUGUGGAUGGUCUGGAUGAGGACAUUGAAUUUGGAGAUGAGGUCAGUUCAGAAGAUGAAGCUGAUGCGGUAGAUGCUAUAUAAAAAUUAGCACUAAUUAUGUCUAUAGUAAGUCUAUGUAAAUUUGUUUUGCUGUUAUGAAUAAACAUGACUUUGUGAUUUUAUACAUUUAGUUCUCAAAAUUAUUUCACAUACAUACCUACAUUGUGAAUAAAUGUCUAAAUCUUUUAGACACUCAGUAUUUAUCCA